This is a messenger RNA of Eupeodes corollae, 2850 nucleotides long. Its product is annotated as basic proline-rich protein-like. The transcript is spliced from 3 exons. Bases 210 to 2120 code for a protein of 636 amino acids. NCBI's taxonomy places the organism in Eukaryota, Metazoa, Arthropoda, Insecta, Diptera, Syrphidae. The record is from RefSeq and is a predicted model, not a curated record.
UUCAGUUCAUUUUAAAACAUUGUCGUGCUAAGUUGAAAUCGCAAGUUGAAAGAAAUCUACAAAAAAUAAAAUAUAUUAUUUUUCCUCUCUAUACUCUCGACACCCAAGAAAACAGGAAUACUACAAAAAUUAAAGCGAAUCAACAGAGAAAAAUAAAAAUAAUAUUUCUCAUUCUUGGAAAUAUAAAUACCCUAUUUUUACCCUUUACCAUGAGGGGACAAAAACUCCAAUACAUAGCAUCGUUGCUGGUUAUAUUACUGGCUACUGGUCAACUUGCAGAAUGUAAGCGUACCUACAGUAGUCGCAGUCGCGGUAGUAGCGGCAGUAGUAGCAGCAGCAGCCGUCGAACAUCACAUUCCUCUUCGUCGGUUACAAAGCCGUCAUUUUCAACAUCAAAUUCACACGCUGAAUUAUCAAAGCUUAGCUAUUCCGGUUAUAAUUCACAGCCAAAUAAACCGAAACCAAGUGCUCCGGUAGCACAGCCAGCUCCAGCAAUUGGAUGGAAUCCACCCAAGGCGCAGGGACCGCCACCAGCAUAUUCGGCAACAAAUCCAAUUGGCGGAGCUAAGCCAAAUAUUCAUGAAGCAGCGCCAGCAUAUAAACCAAAUUAUGCAGCGCCACCAUCCUAUUCGGCGGCAACAAAUACCAAUAACCAGAAUCGACCAUUCGGAAGUGGCACAAAUACUGGUAGUUCAUAUGGCACCGGAGGAACUGGCAACUACGGCAGUGCAGGAGCUCAUUCGGCUGGCACAGUUUAUAGACCAAGAAAUAAUUCGACUGGCUUUGGAUCGGGAGGAGUUCAUACACCAAUUCACGCUACCAAUACUCAAGGAGUUCAAUCGAGCUAUCCUAGGCAGCAAAUGCCCGCUGGAGCAACCUAUUACCCGUCUAGUGGAAGUCUUCCAGCUGGCGCAGUAUAUCAUCCCCAGGGACUUCCAGCCGGAGCCUCAUAUCACCCACAAGGACUUCCAGCCGGAGCUUCAUACCACCCACAGGGAUUACCUGCCGGAGCAUCAUACCAUCCACAGGGACUACCAGCAGGUGCAACCUAUCAUCCACAAGGAGUUCCUGCAGGAGCAACAUACUAUCCAUCAGCUGGAGGAAUUCCACCCGGAGCAACUUACUACCCAUCGGCUGGUGGAGUUCCACCAGGUGCAAGCUACUAUCCAAUGGGACAAAUGCCACCAGGCGCAACUUACUAUCCACAGGCUUCUCCAACAAUUGUUCAAAAAUCAUCUGGACCUGGUUUGGGAACCGGUUUGAUUGCGGGAGCUGUAGGAGGAGCUAUUCUUGGCCAUGUCUUGACCCCCUCUGGAUCUAACAGCGGAACUUCCCAUUACAAUCAUCCUGCUCCAGCUGUCAGCUCCUCAGACGGUGAUAGAGACCGCAUCAUUAUCAUCAACAAUGGACCACCAGGCUCAGUGACAACAACCAAUGCUGACGGAACGACUGUUAUUAAUAGUGGAGGUUCUGCUGCUCCAGCUGCACCAGCCGCUGCUGCACCAGCCGCACCAGCUGCCCCUGCUGCACCAGUCGCUCCAGGUGCACCAGCUGCACCUGCAGCACCUGCUGCAGCCUCGCCAUCGGUCGAGCCACCAGUUCCUUUAGCUCCAUUUGCUCCGGGAACUUUCGACAAUAACAAUGCUCCACCCGCAGCCGACGCAGCAGUGACACCAGCUCCAGCUGCUCCUGGUGCAGUAACACCAGCUCCUGAUGCUGCAGCAGCAGCACCUCCACCACCACCACCAGGUGGCCUCAUUUGCGUUCCAAUCAUGGUUAAUGUCACUGAUCCUGCUGAUCCAACAAAACAAACCCAAGUCGAACAAAUCGCAUGCUAUCCUGCUCCACCAGCUCCCCCAGCCGGUGAAGCCACACCAGCACCCGGUGCCUCCGCUGCACCAAAUGGAGAAGCCCAACCAGCUACAGUAGCUGAACAACCAAUGCAACAGCAACAACAAGCCGCUAUUAAUGCCGCUGUUCCAACUCAGAGAACAUCAACCGCUGAGCUGCCCGACAGUUCACCCAUCCAAAAGGCUUCCAGUGGAGCCAAUUCUAUCUACGCAAUGUUCUCAUCGUCAAUGUUUGCAUUUUUAUUAGCUUAUUGCAUUCGUUAUGUUUAAGAAAUGAACAUCACAGACAAAAACCAACAACAUUAACAACCCAUAGCUUAAUCAUUAUCGGCAAAACUAGUCUUGGUACCUCAAAUGAAACAUUAGGAGACAAAAUUACACAGCUUUGUAAUAUUGGACACAGCUUUUUGUAUAAUUUUUUUUCUUUUUAUUGAUAAUGAUAUUGAUAUUAUUAGAAUUGGCGCGCAUUGUUUUUUCAUUCUUUUUUUGUGAUAUUGAAAAGAAAAGAAGAAGAAAAAAGAACAACAAAUAAAUUAACAAAAAGCUUAUUAAGUAGAAUAGUAGCUUUUUACAGACAAAAUAAAAAGAAUUAGAUAAAUCUCUCUCUUUACAAAAAUAAAAAAAAACUAAAUAUUUAUACAAAAUUAUGUACAAUAAAUGUUUCUCACAUCAUUUGCAUGUAAUCAGAACACAGACCAAAAGUAACUUUAUAUGGCUUAUAAAUAAUAAUUCAAACAUUCGUGAAUAAUUGUUAACAAGAACCAACUUCUAACUGUGCCUUGUUUUAUAUUUCAAGUUUUUUUUUGUUUAUUUUUCUUUCUUAUUGUUUUUUUUUAGUGUUAUUAAUUAUUUGUAAUAAAUGUUUAUAUUAAAUAUAUACUCAAUACAUGUAUUUGUAUUUGAGGAUGAGAGAUAUAUUUUCCAAAACAAAAAAAAUUGAUAUUAAUAAAUGUUUAAAAAAAUUAAAACUUCAAAAAACAAAAUAUUAGAUUUAAAACAA